This is a messenger RNA of Musca domestica (house fly), 2524 nucleotides long. RefSeq names its product protein dissatisfaction (gene dsf). Gene Ontology annotation, molecular function: nuclear receptor activity; RNA polymerase II cis-regulatory region sequence-specific DNA binding; zinc ion binding. The record is from RefSeq and is a predicted model, not a curated record. Gene Ontology annotation, biological process: anatomical structure development; regulation of transcription by RNA polymerase II; cell differentiation. The transcript has 5 exons. Bases 1 to 2349 code for a protein of 782 amino acids. NCBI's taxonomy places the organism in Eukaryota, Metazoa, Arthropoda, Insecta, Diptera, Muscidae.
AUGAGACGCCCUGAAAACGCCAAUCCAAACAAAACUCCAAAAAGGCAAAAUUACUUUCGAGCCCUCAAAUGUCCUCUGAUACCACCCAGGGAUCGCCUUUUGGAUAUACCCUGCAAGGUGUGUGGCGAUCGCAGUUCCGGUAAACAUUAUGGGAUAUACAGUUGUGAUGGUUGCUCCGGCUUCUUCAAACGCAGCAUUCAUCGCAAUCGCAUUUACACCUGCAAGGCGACGGGUGAUAUGAAGGGACGCUGUCCCGUCGACAAAACACAUCGUAACCAGUGUCGGGCAUGUCGUUUGAAUAAAUGCUUUCAAUCGGCCAUGAAUAAAGAUGCGGUUCAACAUGAGCGGGGCCCCCGAAAACCCAAACUCCAUCCCCAGUUGCAUCAGCAUCCGGCAGCCCAUCAUCAUCACCAUCAUCAUGGCCAUCAUCAUUUGAAUGGUUUGACUGGCCAUCCCCAUGCUGCCUAUCAUCCACAUGCCGGACACCUGCCCGUCUCCCUGGUGACCAAUGUAUCGGCCUCGUUUAAUUACACCUCGCACAUAUCCACCCAUCAUCCUGGAGGUUUUCAUCAUUCGGCCAGCCAUCCCACGGCAUUUCAUCAUCCUGGCCAUGCGGCGGCGGCGGCGGCAAAUGGUGGCCAUGCCAUACCACCACCCCCCUUACCCUUUCCACCCCACCUGCUGCCGCACAUGCAUCACAAUCUCAUUGCCGAGGCCACCAGUAAGUUGCCCGGCUUGACAGCGGCCACAGCCAGUGCAGCGGUAAGUUUGAGUGGUGGCAAUGCGCCGACUUCUGGGCAAUCCUCCCUCCCAGUGGCCACCUAUGAUCUAACCAAUAACAGUCGUGGAGAAGCCUCUUCGGCGGGCAGCAAUGGGGCGGCCAGUAGUACCACCAGCCUUGAAUUCUACAGCAAGGCUGCCAUGGUCCACAGCUAUUCGUCGCCAUCACCCACGGCCUCCAUACAAUCGAUUUCCUCGGUGGGUGGCAGGUCAUCGUUGCAUUCCGAGUCGCCGCGAGUCAAUGUGGAAACUGAAACUCCAUCGGCAACACCACCACCACUGUCGCCGGGCUAUAUUUCACAGGGCCAGCCGGAGGAGCCAUUGUCGCCCGGGGACACAACAACAAACCAUACCAACACCUCCGAUUCGCCCAUAACAUUGAAUAGUUUGCCACAGAGUCUUGGUAGUCGGAGUAGCAGUAAUUCCAGCAACAAUAACAACAACAACAAUAACAACAACUCAUCCUUCAGCAAUCGCAAUUUAAGUUUACAUCAAAUGCAUUUAAGCCACAACAACAACGAUAGCAACAACAACAAUAACCCCAAUGGGGCUGGGGCCAGCUCACGAGCUUCUUCGCCAGCCUCGAAUGCCAGGAACAGCUCACCCAUACACCUGACGGCAUUUACCCAAAUACGACCAUCCUCGAAUAACACCAACACCACCAGCACACCUCCCAUGCAGCCUGGCAGCAUGCAUACGGGCCCAAGCUCCACCCAUCAUCAUCAAGCUGCCGCCGCAUUGUAUGCAGCUCGCCAAAACGGUUUCAUCGAAUUGCUCUUAAGUCCUGACAAAUGUCAGGAAAUCAUUCAGUAUCAAAUGCAUAAUUCCAUUGUCUUCCCACCAUUGCCACAGCAAUUAAUUGGCCUCGAUUCGCGUCUCAUGUCGUGGGAAAUGUUGCAGGAGACGACAGCGCGUCUGCUCUUCAUGGCCGUGCGUUGGGUUAAGUGUCUGAUGCCAUUUCAAACUUUGUCACGCCAGGAUCAAAUCCUAUUGUUGCAGGAAUCGUGGAAAGAGUUAUUCCUGCUCAAUCUGGCCCAAUGGAUAACACCUUUGGAUUUAAAUCCAAUUUUCGAAUCGGCCAUGAUCAAGGAACGUUUGCCACAAGACGAAACCACAGACAUGGAGAUGAAAACAAUCCAAGAGAUCCUACUGCGUUUCCGACAAAUCGCCCCCGAUGGCAGUGAAGUUGGCUGCAUGAAGGCCAUCGCUUUGUUUACACCCGAAGUUGCAGGGUUGUGUGACAUACAACCCGUUGAAAUGCUACAAGAUCAAGCUCAAUGUAUACUCUCCGAUCAUGUACGUAUUCGUUAUCCACGACAAGCAACACGAUUUGGUCGUCUUUUGUUGCUCUUGCCCUCGUUGCGUUCCAUACGAGCGUGUACAAUUGAGAGUCUGUUCUUUAAAGAGACAAUUGGAAAUGUACCCAUUGCAAGGUUACUCAGAGAUAUGUACACCAUGGAACCGGCUACACCUGUGGUGGCGCCAACGGCUCUAAGGACACCAGCAGCGGCAUCGGAGAACACAAACUCAGCAGGAGAACACCACCAGCACCAGCAGCAGGAGAAAUAAAUGAGAUGAUAAAUCGAGAAUAAUUAUUGGAAAUUAGGACUUUAACAAUAUUUAGAGCGUAUGAAGUUAUAAAAGUUAAUGAAUAAAUAAAUGUAGAAAUUAAGAUGUUAUCGAAAAUUUAAGUUUUUGAAAAUUUGGUUGUAAAAAAAAUAUAUUAAAAAAAUACUAUAAAUGU